AGCAAGAAGAAGAAGAAGAGGAGGAUAAGUAGGAGUAGUAAGCUGGUUCAAAACCCAUCUGUUACUGCUCAUUAUUAAUAAUUUAUGGAUAAUUCCGACGAACAGUAGCUAACAAAGAUGUGGAAACAGCAGAUCAAACAACGACUGGAUGCAUCAGUGGAGGAAAUAUUGGGCAUCUUUGAACAAACUGUGGCAGAAUAUAAACAGGAACUGUCGCGUUUAAAAGCCGAUGUUCAGCAGAUGAUGCUGGAAAAUGAGGAAGCUCAUGAAGAAUGGAGGACUGGUCAGCAGGACCCGAAACGCCUCAACGUGAAGAAGAAAGCAGAGGAACUCUGGACCAGUUUGGAGGGAGAGCAGCUCAGUAGGAAAGAGGAGACUGAUGCCGCCAUGUUUCCAGUCACUGCAGUUGUUUCAAAGCGUGAGGAUGAUAAAGGGGAACUGAAGUUCUCACAGGUUCGUCAGGACCAAGUGGAAUACAGAGAUCUCCCAACCAGUAGCUCAGAUGACCAGAUGACAGUAGGAACUGGUGGAGAGGGCUGUGGAGGAGCAGAAACUACCAGGAACCCAGAUCUGAACACUCAUGACGACGACUUCAGCUCUUCAGAGACAGAAGUCAGUGACGAUUAUCAAGAUGACAAAGAUGGGGACAACUCUGACUCUGAGCUGCAACACUUUUCAGACUCUGGACCAAAAACUGAAAACAAGGACGAGGAGAGCGGGGCUCCCGAGUCAGGAGUAAACAUCGUCAGCACAUCCUUUAGCUGCUCAGAGUGUGUUUCUCCUUGGCCCCGCUUCACCCUGCUCAGACCGGUUCCGUGUUCUUUUCCACAGGGACUUCUUCGUGGAACCGGCCUGUUUUUUCAGUACCUACUUCUCUGCGGUUCCAUUGAGGCCAAGCAGGACCCUAAAACCUGA
Molecule: messenger RNA, 915 nt
Organism: Nematolebias whitei (Rio pearlfish)
Lineage: Eukaryota; Metazoa; Chordata; Actinopteri; Cyprinodontiformes; Rivulidae
Exons: 3
Coding region: 118-915 (265 amino acids)
Source: RefSeq, a predicted model, not a curated record